Molecule: messenger RNA, 2487 nt
Organism: Penaeus chinensis
Lineage: Eukaryota; Metazoa; Arthropoda; Malacostraca; Decapoda; Penaeidae
Product: epidermal retinol dehydrogenase 2-like
Exons: 9
Coding region: 138-1067 (309 amino acids)
Cellular component (GO): lipid droplet
Molecular function (GO): oxidoreductase activity, acting on the CH-OH group of donors, NAD or NADP as acceptor
Source: RefSeq, a predicted model, not a curated record
AAUUUCAGACCCUCGCCAAAACCAAAGAAAACGCGCCCGUGUGACGGCGUGACUUGAUGUUUAACUGGAAAAUGCGACGUAACGGAACUUUUAUUUAAGUUUAGAAGAAGCGACCAGUUUCCUGUCACUUACCUAAAAUGAUUGGAAUAAUAAUGAUAGUCUACCAGUUCAUUUUACUGGUGUUUGAUUUCCUGAAUUUUGUCUCCCGAGCCAUUUUGCUGACGCUGCAGGCUGCUUGGAGAUUAGUUUUCCCUCCUCCCGAGAAAUCAGUUGUGGGAGAAAUUGUUUUGAUAACAGGAGCUGGCCAUGGCAUUGGACGCGAGUUGUCCCUCCAGCUGGCACGUCUGGGAGCAAAAAUUGUCUGUUUGGACAUUGAUGAGGCAAACAACCAGAAAACUGUCGCUGAUAUUUGCCGUGAAGGUGGUGCUGCGUAUGGAUACAAAUGCGAUGUGACCAGCAGAGAUGAAGUGAGAACGGUGUCUAAUGAGAUUCGUGAAAAUGUUGGUGAAAUAACUAUUCUUGUGAAUAAUGCAGGGAUAAUGCCCUGUAAGCAGUUUAUCAAGCACACUCCGGAAGAGAUUGAGAGGAUCUUCAAAGUCAACGUAUUCGCACACUUUUGGAUGCUGAAAGAGUGGCUACCAACUUUUAUAGCCAUGGGACGUGGCCAUGUUGUCGCCAUGUCUUCUAUUGCUGGACUUAUGGCAACCAGUAACCUUGUGCCUUAUUGUGCUUCUAAAUAUGCUGUUAAAGGUCUGAUGGAUGGCCUUGUGGAAGAGAUGAGGUAUGGAGGUCGAAAUCCAAACAUCAAAUUUACGUGUGUGCAUCCCUUUGUUGUUGACACCGGGCUGGCAAAGAAGCCCCGUAUAAGGUUCCCUUCCUUAACUCCUGUGCUGACUCCUGAGACUGCUGCAGAAGCCAUUAUCAAUGCUGUACAGUUAGAAGAGCCUGAGGUCUUACUUCCUUUUCAAGCUGCAGUGAUACAUUAUAUUCUUCGGUUGUUACCUCGAGAAGUCCAGAAAGCAUUCCUGGAUUUCAUGGAUACAGGAGUGGAUGAACAUGAUAGCUGAUUAGCUGCUUGGAGAAGCAAGUGAAAGUUGAUGAAAAUGGAUAGUUAAUACAUUAGUUACUGAAGUAGAAUUAUGCACAUGGGUCAGGUAUUUUUUUUUUUUUUUUUUUUUUUUUUUUUUUUUUUACAUAAAUGUUUGUUUACUGUAGGUUGUAUGGCAUGUACUUUUGUACUUAUGAAUAUGCGUGUUUAGUUAGUAAAGAGCUGUUUUAUAAUGAAAUAAAUAUAAGUAAUGGGGCAGUGUCUUUGAGUGUCUUUCUUUAGAAUAAGAGAUUAAUAAAAGGGACUGAAGUACAGACGAUUAUGAUAAUCUUUAAUCCAGUUGUGUGUGAUCUGGAAAUAUCUUGCUGGAAAUCUUUCUACUAAUUUUCUACUGAAUACUUUCUUCAUUUUUGAAUGAGGGUGACAGUGAAUAUUGUUUUUUUCUUUCUUUAUAUAGAAAUGCUCUACAAGGCCAUCAAAAAUAACACAGUAUGGAAGAGUUUAUUUAUUGAUUGUAUAGUUAGGUUGCUAAUCUAGAUACCUCAGUGGUUAGUCCGAUAUAAUAGGGGGAUAUAUUUUUGUAAGGUUCCCUUGUAAUAACCUGAAUGACAAAAUUGUGCAUAAACAAAGGGAGAAGAACUCGACUCAUACAAAAGGCUUUGUUAAUUUACAUAUAUGGAUAACCAUAAUAUGUCUUCCAUGCAGGGCAUUGAAGCUUUAAACACAUGCUUUUUCUUCCUCACUCAACUGUGAUCAAAUUAGGAGUGUGAAACUUUCCAGUGUGAUAGCUUAGGGAAAGGUUUACUUGGCAUUUUCAGAUUUUGUGAUUCUAAAAAUUAUCCAUCAUUUUGUAUCAUUCCAUUUACUCUGUUAUGUACUGUGAUUAGUUUGACAAAAUAUUUCUAUGCCACUGGCUUUUUACAGGAUAAAAUAUACAGGAGAAUAAGAUAUUAAAUUAAAAACAUGAUUCCUACCUAGUACUUAAUCAUGUGAAUCAUUGUUUGGUAUCAUAACAUUCCAGAAAUAUGGCAAAGGGAGGUAAAUGUCAGAAGGCAUAGCUAUAUUUUUAUUCAGGAAGUUUUGUAAAUAGUUAUAUUAUUGAAAGCUAUAUUUCACUAAAUAACUAGUGUUGAGAACAUUUUCUUAUAUUAAGGCCACAUUUUUUGGUGGAGUUGUAUUUUCAUACUGCUUUUAUAAUGUGAAAAAAUCUUUUAGAUAAUAGAGAAUAUCUUAAUGGGAUCCUUAGGGGAUAUUAACCGGAAAAUGUAGGAAGUGUAAAGACCAAAAUUUGCCUUUAAUAAUGAGCUGUUAACAUAGCUUUUUAUAUUCAGAUAUUACUUGUGUGGAUAAAACAAGAAUGAUCUCAUAAGGAAAAUAUGGGUAUAAGAAACUUUAUUUAAUAUGUUAACUAUUACAAUUUCAAUAAAACUGUUCAAAGA